Fusarium graminearum PH-1 is the source of this 336-nucleotide messenger RNA. RefSeq lists its product as uncharacterized. Bases 1 to 336 code for a protein of 111 amino acids. NCBI's taxonomy places the organism in Eukaryota, Fungi, Ascomycota, Sordariomycetes, Hypocreales, Nectriaceae. The transcript has a single exon. The record is from RefSeq and is a predicted model, not a curated record.
AUGUGGGAAUUCACCAUCUCAUACCAUCCCAGUAGCUUGAUCACAACCCAGACAGAAGCAAACGAGAUGCUUAAGAAUAAUGAUAGAAUUAUUUAUUUCCUUCGAUUCUACCUAAAGGAAGAGGAAAGAAAGUUGAAGAAGGAUGCCGUGGCCGAGCGUUAUGACCCCUCAAGUUAUCUGACUCAGACGUUAAGCAAGUGGUGUUCUGGAACUAUUUCGAAGGAUGAGAUGCAGUCCAUUUUGCGCCUUUCGGUUGUCAAGUGGAUACAAUUCAUAAGUACAAUAGAUCUAAGUCAUCUAUUAGAUCUCCAAAAAAGGUCACCCAAACGCAAUUGA